ACGACCAGAAGCCAGGCAACCAGGAGGCAGAGAAUCCAAGCCCAGAUGACCAACAUCCACACGGCCAGAAUCUAGGCAGCCAAACUCUAGAGGAUCGAAACUCGGACGACAAGAAUUUAGACUCUCAAACUUUAAAGGAAUCUCUCAAGGAGGGCGAUUCUAAGGAAGCGGACGUCAAUGAAAAGGGGUUACAAUUGGAUAACCAACAACACGCUAGGGACGAACAAAAGCCAGGGAAUGGCGGAACCGAUUUUGAUCAAGAUAAUUUUGGAAACCAAGGACGAACCCCUGACCCCACGCCCACGCGGAGACAGGAAGCUGAAGCUCCUUCACCGCUCCAACCUCCGAAUCAUGAGUUGCGAUCCCCAGGCAAAACUUCCAUACCCGAUACUCCUUCUAGCAGUGCCAGCACUGAAAACAUGGCACUGGAAGCCUCGCAAAGGGUAGGACACUCAGCCUCGACGACCGAAAGUACUCAUGACAGAGACGAAAAAAGGGACAAAUUACCGGGACAUUCGCCAAAGGAAUUCGAGAACGGAAUCAUCCCACCUCAAUCUUCCAAAGAUAAUCUUUCCACCCAAGCGUCAACUGCUCCCCAACUCACUCCAAAUCGUAAUCUGAUAUCAGUUGACAAGACUGGAGAGACGCCACUUGCGCAUGGCUCGAAUGCCAGCAUCAUCUCGUCUAAUCCGAACAAGCAUCUUACAUCAACUAACAAUAACUUCCCGGUCGCCGGAGCUACUGCGGCAGCAGUUGGUUUAGCUGUCGGCGCGGGGCUUGUGACAGCUUCCGGACUUCUGGAUGAAGGGAACGAUAGAGAUCCAGAUCCCGCAUUACCAACGGCUAAUGGGGCCGUAGAUAACAGCGUAUAUGACAAUGACGCUGACAACUACACCUACAACCACGACAACCCCAUCGCUUCCGAAAACAUAGCUGAUGAGGCUGACGAUCCACACCAAUAUUACUUUGAAUUUGACGAAAACCCCGACGACUAUCAUCACCACUCUGAAUCCGAGAAUGAUAACAAGGAGAUACCAUUCAAUAGUACCGACACCGACGCGUCGAAUGCUUUCAUCAAUCCGAAGAAAGAUAGCAACAACGACUCCGAAGAUGAACGUAACGCUCCUUACCAUAACGGUUCCGGUUCAGAUUUGGAAUCGGACACCGGCGGCAAUGACUCCGAAGAUGGCGAGUUGUCCAAUGAUCAUGAUGGUCUGGGCCAAUACGCCGACGACGCAUCUAAUAACAGUUCAUUCUAUAAUGACAAUGAUGACGGAAACGGAUUGAAGGAAUAUAACUCGGAUUAUGAAGACAACGAAAGCGAAAAAGAAGAGGAUGGUGAGAUUGAAGAGGAGGAAGAGGAAGAAGAGGAGGAAGAGGAAGAAGAAGAAGAAGAGGAAGAAGAGGAUGGUGAGAUUGAAGACGAGGAGGAGGAGGAAGAGGAUUAUAGUGAAGGCGAGUAUUCUGGCGGUGGAUAUUCAGACUAAUUUUUUUCUCCCUAUGAGCCUCCGAAUAGUGGCAUGGCGGGAAGGAGGCAACACGGCGAUUAGUACAGAGGUUCGAUAGAUUGAUGUUAACAAUAUGGGGGCGAUGGAAUAUUGGCUUCGAAUCUGCGGAGACAGGUCAAGAUUAGAUGAAAGGAGAAUAUAGAAAAUAUAUUGCCUUAAUAAUGAUAUGAGUACGUAAUACUUCCACUUAGCCCUUAUAAUUAUAAUGUAAAUACCUCCUGCCUUC
Molecule: messenger RNA, 1734 nt
Organism: Daldinia decipiens
Lineage: Eukaryota; Fungi; Ascomycota; Sordariomycetes; Xylariales; Hypoxylaceae
Exons: 1
Coding region: 420-1487 (355 amino acids)
Source: RefSeq, a predicted model, not a curated record